AUUCAGUUUGUACAUUGGAAAACAAAACACUUUCUCUUCUCUGCAACCAAUGUUUCUGGACCAGCCAUUUAAUUCUGAUAUCUCAUGGUUCUAUUUUUGUGUGACCAAGAAUUCCACUUAGUUUUGGUUUACUUUGGAAAAAUCUUUAAGGAAAAUGGAUUAUAUACCUCAAUUCAUGGCAUUUUGUUUUCUUCUAGCAGUUUGUUUUUUCAGUAAUGGGCUUUGUCAAAAUUCUACUUCAUUAAUGGUGAGAUUCCGAAUUCAAGAAGAAGUUGAUGUGAAUACUAUCAUUGGGAGGAUAUCUGAUGUACCAGGAUGGACAGAGACUGUGAAUGAAGAAUAUCAACUCAUUACAAAUCCCAACUUCCAUUCAUUUCCAUUUCAAGUGGGUUUAACUGAUGGCUCAAUUUCAACAACGGGACAUCUUAACAGAGAGGAACUUUGUCAGCCACAUGGCCACUGCUUGAUUUCUUUUAAUGUACUUGCAACCAAAGCUUUGUCCUUGGUCCAUGUGGAAAUAGAGGUUCUGGACAUCAACGACAAUGAACCAAGUUUUCUAAAACAAGAAUUGGAGCUUGAGAUUUCAGAGAGUGCUUCGUUGCGCACCCGUAUACCACUGGACAGAGCCUGGGACCCUGAUAGUGGAAGUAACACUGUGAAAACCUAUUUUCUUACUCCGAAUGAGCACUUUGCAUUGAAUGUAACUUCAAGCUCAGAUGGCAUUAAACAUCCAGAACUUGUGGUAGUUAAGGAACUGGACAGAGAAGUUCAAUCUUUUUUUCAUUUGGUCCUUACAGCAUUAGAUGGAGGCCUUCCACAAAAAUCUGGAACCACUCAUAUUAAGAUUAAUAUUUUAGACUCAAAUGACAACAGCCCUAUAUUUGGUGAAGGUUCUGUAAUACUUAAAGUCUCUGAAGACACCUCACCUGGGACAAGUCUCCUCAAUUUAACAGCAACCGAUCCAGACCAAGGUCCAAAUGGGGAGAUUGAAUUCUCAUUUAGUAAGCACACACCUCAGAAUAUUCUCAGUAUAUUCAGCAUUGACCCAAAAUUGGGUGAAAUCAUCCUAAAACAAUCACUCAACCAUGAAAACAAACAUUCAUAUGAAUUGGAUGUUCAAGCAAAGGAUAUGGGUCCAAAUCCUAUUCCUACUCACUGCAAGGUACUGAUUAAGGUGCUAGAUGUCAAUGACAAUGCACCAAAUUUACAAGUCACAUCUGCUUCUCAAAAUUCUGAGGAAAUUGUGGUUUCAGAGGCUGUUCCUUUGGGCAGUUUUGUAGCUCUAGUAAUGGCCACUGAUCCGGAUUCAGGUGCCAAUGGUCAGGUACAUUGCCAUCUUUUGCAAGAACAUGGCCAUUUUAAGUUACAGAAAUCCAAUGGUAACAGUUAUAUUUUGAAAACCAAUGCUUUGUUAGAUAGAGAGAAAUGGGAGGAAUACAAUCUGACCAUCCAAGCACAAGAUCAAGGAACCCCAACCUUUACAUCCAUAAAAUCAUUAAAGAUUCGUGUUAGUGAUGCUAAUGACAACCCUCCAAUUUUUGAAAAGAUCAGCUAUGAAGUCUCACUCGUGGAAAAUAAUCACAUACCUACCCAUCUACUUAAAGUACAUGCCCAGGAUAUAGAUUUGGGUGCUAAUGCUGAAGUUACAUACAGUAUUAUUGACUCUUAUAUUUCAGGAACUCCAGCCUCCAGUUGGGUUUCGAUUAACUCCAGUAGUGGGGAUAUAUUUGCCUUGAAAACCUUGGAUUAUGAACAAAUGUCUGAAAUACAAUUUCUUGUCCAGGCACAUGAUAAUGGCCACCCAAAACUGAACAGUAAUAUUUCAGUCAGAGUAUUUCUAAAAGACCAAAAUGACAACAAACCAGUAAUUGUACAACCACCUCUAAAAGGUGGAUGUGCAACUAUCACUAUUCUGGUGAAUGCAGAGACUGGUCAUUUGCUGUCCUCCAUGGACAAGAUAAUUUCACAGGAUGGAAAACAUUAUACAUUUGGAAAAAGCUUUGCAGGACCUCAUGAAAUUGCAGCAGAUCUAUCUCAUCACAACAUGCACCAAAUUCUUCACGUAGUAGCCACAGAUGCAGAUUCCAAUCAAAAUGCUGAACUUCUCUAUCAUCUAGCAAACAAUCAUUAUGGUUUAUUUGCUAUAGACACUAAUCUGGGUUUUAUAUAUGCAAAUGUAAGCAAUGGCAGUCAUCUUAUAGGAAAUGCUUUAGAUAUGGAGGUCAUUGUUAGAGAUAAUGGAAACCCUCAGCUAGAAGCCAAAGCUUUAUUGACCAUCAUGUUUGGUAGUCAUUUGGACCACUUAAAAAAUGCAGCUAAUGGAUCUAGUGGAAAAUUAAGCCUAUCUAUGGUGAUUGUUAUCUGCCUGGCAGUUCUUCUGGCUGUGUGUCUUCUUGUUUUGGCUCUUGUCAUGUCUUUUUGUCGAGUGGAUAGGAAAGAUAACAGAGCCUACAACUGCAGGAAAGAAGAGUCUGCUUACAGGCAUCAGCCAAAAAGGCCCCAAAGACUGAUUCAGAAGGGUGACAUCCAUGUAGUUCCCGUGAUGAGAGGAAGACAGCCACAGGGUGGAACUCCACCUGACACUACCAAGACAUUUGUUGCAUCAGAUGAAUUAAAAGAAAUUCCAGAAGAUGAUUCCCUCACUACGCCUUUUCACCUAACACCUACUCUUUACCGUACUCUAAGGAACCAACAUAAUCAUGACAUUUUUCAUGAAGACACUCAGGACUUGGAGGAAUCUUUUUCUUUGCCUCCUUCUGUAUGCCGGACACUGCAGUACCAAAGACAAAGAAGUUACUCUAGAGAGAAUCUUCAAGACUUUCACAGCACUCUCCCUGCUUCCAAAACCUUAAAGAACCCAGGCAGCCCUCAAGUGAGACUCAUUAGUGACCCUGUCUCUUCUGAACCCCUGCUUUACAACAACGGUGAAUUCUCACCAGCCACCUCUCCAACUCUGAGACGUUCCAAGCGUGCAGAAGAAGCAUCCCGUGAGCAGAUCUUACAGAACCUAGUACGACUGUCCAUGGUUGCUUUAGCAGAGAAAGAAGCAGUGGAACUCACUAUGCAGUCUCCUCACGUUCAGCAAAUUUCGCAGCUACUUUCUUUGCUUCAUCAAGGACAAGUUCAUCCUAGGACUCUUCAUAGAGGGAACAAGUAUUCCUCUAAAUCUGUCAGAUCUGCAGGACAGGAUGCUGACUGGCAGAGUACAAAGGAUAGUGGUCAUGGUGAGAGUGAAGCAGGAGACUUGGACUCUGAGCCUGGAGCUGAUCUGCCCUCCAGUCAUCAACUGAUAGAGGAUAGUCUGGAGACACUAUUGAGGCCAUGUGGAGGUUCUGGAGGCCAGAGAUUCAGUGAGCUAGACCCAGGAUGGAUAUCCAGACUCUCCUUGCCUUUGGCAAACAGCUACAAGGAAAAUAUCUUUACUCCAAACACCCAAUUAUCACAACAGCCUCCUAUAACAGCUGCCGAGAGAGAAGAACUUAGAACUUUCCUGACUUUUGGCAAAGCCUGUGACGAAUCCCAAGGGAGCAGACUAGCCAGUACCUUCCUCUCUGAGAUGAGUUCUCUCUUUGAGAUGCUGCUGAAUCAGAAAGCAGAAUCCCAUGGUGACAACACUUCAGAAGUGCUCAUGAGACUUUCAGCCUGCAGCAAGAAUUUAGGAGUGGAUGGUUCUAAAUGAGAUUAUCUUAAUACCUAAUACCAGUAGUGAGGAGGGACUGAACAUCAACUUCUAUGUCUAUAAAACUAUUUUCAUUGGGAGAGUGCUAAACUACCCACCACAAAAAUAUCCUGUAAUAUAACAAAACAUAUAAAGUUACAGACAGACCGGGUUGUGCAAAAAUGUUCAUCCAAGUCUUCAGUUUAACGGCCUUGUCUGCAAUUUCAUUCAAAUUUCCUAAGCACAGUAGAUGGAUUGGAUAAACUCGAAAUUUAUAUUUUGAGAAACUGCUGUUGCUAUUUAAAUGAGAAAAUAUUGAAAUAUGCACUUUUUAACUAUGCGAAAUGUCUUUGGAGCUUCUGUUGAGAAAAUAUUUGGUUUAGGGGAUCGCGUCUUCAACAACUUUAUCACCAUCACAAUUCUCAUAAAACAUACACUACGCUUAACUACCACAAUGGCUCAGAUAAGCAAUGUGAAUUUAUUGUAGCGUGGUGGUAACCAUACUCCGUCUUUUGUUUAGAUACACGACACAUUAUAAAUGUUAUAUGUGAUAUUUGUACGUAAAAUAUGGUGGAACCUUUAUUCGGCAAUGCAAACUAGAGGUUGAUUUGGUUGGCAAGAAACAACCUUGUACCAGCCAACUAAAGGCAACAAGCAUGAACUAUUACUUUUGAAAGAAGCAUUAUCUUGGGAAAACUCUUAAUGGAAAUAUUUGUUGUGUAUAUUGUGAGCAUGUGCAUCAUAUUGUUCACCUAUUCAGUAGAAGUGGCUGUGCAUUACUAAAACAUUUAGAUUGAGGAACCAAGGAUAGGAAUCCACAGGCAUCACAGUGUGG
Pelobates fuscus (common spadefoot toad) is the source of this 4493-nucleotide messenger RNA. RefSeq names its product protocadherin 12 (gene PCDH12). The record is from RefSeq and is a predicted model, not a curated record. Gene Ontology annotation, molecular function: calcium ion binding. Gene Ontology annotation, biological process: homophilic cell-cell adhesion. The transcript is spliced from 4 exons. Gene Ontology annotation, cellular component: plasma membrane. Bases 155 to 3679 code for a protein of 1174 amino acids. NCBI's taxonomy places the organism in Eukaryota, Metazoa, Chordata, Amphibia, Anura, Pelobatidae.